Molecule: messenger RNA, 4481 nt
Organism: Xiphophorus hellerii (green swordtail)
Lineage: Eukaryota; Metazoa; Chordata; Actinopteri; Cyprinodontiformes; Poeciliidae
Gene: adnp2b
Product: ADNP homeobox 2b
Exons: 5
Coding region: 579-3620 (1013 amino acids)
Biological process (GO): regulation of gene expression
Cellular component (GO): nucleus
Molecular function (GO): DNA binding
Source: RefSeq, a predicted model, not a curated record
AAAGCGGCAGAGUAAAAAGUUGUACAGUUUUCCAGAAUGUAAAGUCUCCUAUUGGUCAGGUUGUGCUGUAUGCAAAUGAAGUCGCUACGUCAGAUCCUGAACUUGAGCGCCAUUUUUUUUUUCCUCAACAGGAGGAAGAAAGGGGACAAAAGCUAGACCAAAAAUAACUUAUCUUCGGAUUCCUUGCGCCGUAAUCGCCGUUCACAUUCAACUUUAGCCCCUCAGCGCGGCGUGCGUGGGGAGGGGAUGCUGCUCCGGUGAGCGGGGGGUUGAGCAGCGCUGGGAGCAGACGCAGUUCACCGACACACAUCUGCGGGCCGGUGGAAGUGGAGCACCGUGGCUCCGCCGGAGGAGACGCAGCGACGACUAACGUUAAUCUGCGCCGAAAAUAUCGCCGAGGAUCCCGGCAUCACAAUGAUUCAUUAAGUGUGAGGCAACAAAAUGAGAAGUACAGGGACACACAAAGAGAUGGUGAUUAGGAUGACGAGAUCCAUACCAGUGAUAUGAGCCUUUAGAACCGUGCUUGUGUGGAAGACGCUAAAAUGUACACUAAAAUGCAUUCAGGUUUGCAGUAAAUCAUGUAUCAACUUCCAGUAGGAAGUGUAGAAAAGAUUCGAAAGGCUCGUAAAGCAGUGAAAAACAUCCUAAGUGAGAUCGGCCUCGAAGACUGUCAGAACUGGCUGAAGGAUCUGAAUGAAAACCCAGAUGAGAAAAAUCCAGAUGAGGAAGAGGAAAAAGAAGAAGCCUUUCAGGAAACGGAAUGGGUUGAUAUCACAGAGGGAUUCAGUGUCCGACAGCAGAAGAAGUGGCCGUAUCGGUCUCGAUCUCUGUGCUGCACCCUCUGCAAGUACUCAUCACAAAACCUCUACAACUUCAGAAGCCACGUCUCUCGCUGCCAUGCAUACGUUCAGUCGUACUGCUCACUGGCACCCUGCUCUCAAUGCCUCUUUAUCGCUCACCCCAAGAUCGUCAAGAAGCACAUGCUCUUCUUCCACGCCAAACUGCCCGUCCCAAACAUACAGCCGCAGAAGGAGAGUGGGUUCACCCAUCGCUCUGCUGAGAGGUAUCAAUGUCGAAGGUGUGGAUUCCCGACCUCCUCUAUCUUCGCGAUAAAGAAGCACAUCAUUCUCAAGCACCUGGAUCACCUGGCAGAUCAAUACAUUGGUUACAGAUUGCACCAGCAGGCGACUACAGCAGUAAAGAUCUACUGCUGCAAGGUGUGCAAGGUAAACACUGGAACUCUAGACCAAAUGUUGCACCAUAUGCUGGUGGAACCAGCACACUAUACUGUCACCAUACAGGUGCAGAGUGUCAUUACGGAAAACAAGAACUACACUGUUAAACCAACUUCUAAUGGAAAUGGAUUGUUGGUCACAUUCCCAAAUAUUGCCCCCAAACCACAGGCGCCUCAGAUAUUUCCCAGUAACCAGCUGGUUUUACCCAGUAAUGGCCAACCUGCUGGGACUGUUGUGGCGGUGCAGCAGCUGCAAGGCAACACGAACAGUGCAACUCUGAUCUGUACUCCUGGAACCAACCAAGCUUUUCUCCCUCCACAAGCAUCGGCACUAGUGCAGCUUGCUAGCGCAGAAGCUAAAGGUUUGCUCCAGCCAGGUGCAACGAUAGCCCUCCGUAGCGCUCUGCCCCAAGGGUCGUCCGUAGUCCAGCUUCCCACAGUGUCCAAUGUGUCUCUGAAGCAGACACCCGUAACCUUACCCUCUCCUAUAGCUCAACCACAACAGGCUCAACCACAAGGGCAGCAAGUGGUUCUUUCACCAGGACCUCAAACCAAUCUGGCUGCUGGAGUUGCUCCUAAGCCUGUUGUGGCUGCACAAACUUCACAAGCAAACCACACUCCCCUACAAGGAACCAUGCUCACUUCACAGUCCCUGCUGAGUCACCUUAUCCCCACCGGCAACAGGGUGAAUGGCAUGCCCACGUACACAUUCGCUCCACUCGUCUCUCAGAAAACUUCCAUGCCUCUCAAGCCUGUUGAGCAAUUGUGUAACUCCACGCCACAGACCAAGAGGUGGAUCACCUGCCCCCUCUGCAAUGAACUUUUCCCUUCAAACGUCUUCGAUAUGCACAUGGAGGCCGCCCACCAGACCAAAUCUACCGCUUCCAAGUCAGAAAGCGUUGCCGCCCGAGCAGCAUUCCUGAAGAAAAUGCCCGACAAGACCGUCAAAUGUCUAACAUGCAAAAUUUUGCUAACGGAGCGGGUCGUCUUCCAACACUUGCUGCAUGGGCUCAAUUGUUUGUACUGCUCAGCUUUGUUCUUUUCAGUCAAACAGCUUGUAGACCAUGUAAAGCUGCACAAUCCAGCCAGCAAGGUGUAUUGUGACUUUCUUAGGCAGAAGUACAGGAUCUACUCCAAAGGUAACGGUGCCAUUAUCUUCCCUCAUUUCGACGUGAACACCACCGCACCAAAGGACAUCCUGGGAGAAGCAGAGGUCAACCUUGCCCUAGUCACAAGUUCUCCUGACCUCAUUUACUUCAAGUUGCAGGCCAGCAGCCCACAAGACGUUUGCCCCGCACCCAUGAAAAUCCAUAGCGCCUACUGUCCCUUCUGCAACGAGAGGUUUCAGAAUCAGUCUGAUCAUGUCCUGCACUUGAAACAGAAGCAUUUUGUGGCGCCAACUAUUCAUGCCAUCUUGAAAACUGAGGCGUUCAAGUGCAUAUACUGCAACGGGGUGUACACAGGAAAAGUCACUCAGCAGGCUGUGAUGCUCCAUAUCCAGCGGUGUCGCUGUUCUCCAAAACCACCUCCACUGCCGCCACCACCACCGAUUCCUAAGCCCAUGGCUCCCACAGCUGUGCUGCAGCAUCAACCACAACUAAAGCCAGCUCCGCAGGUCAGUCAGCAGUCGGGACUUUACUUCCUCCAAGUGCCGCAGGGAAUGACGAUGACACGGGCCAUAGCCCCAGCUCGUGUGAUCCAAGCUCCAGCCCCUGCGGAUCCCCCAGAAACCGAGGCAGAGCGGCAGCUGAAGAGGAAGCUUGAGGCAGCUUUGAAGGAGGCCAUGGAGGCCAACAGGCGAGAGCGAGAAGAAAAGGCCGCCAUGCGCAAGAGGAAAGAGCAGGAGAAACGGCAACGGGAGAAGGAGUUGCAGGAGAAGCAGGAAUCCCCACCAGAACCAGAGGUGCUGAGCGACCCUACGGUCAAGCUCGUGUUGGAGCCGACCGCCGUGGAGCGGCGCUGCAGUGACGAACGCAGAGAGUUUAUCUCAAAGUACUUCAACAUGAACCCCUACGCCACCAAACCGGAGACAGAGGAGUUGUGCAGAAGGCUGUCUAUAACCAAAGCAGAGCUGGCGGGUCACUUCAGCAAGAAGCGCAGCAAGUGCAUGAAAAGCCUCAAGAGGAACACGGCCGCCAUCUUACUCGGCUUUAACAUGAGCGAGCUGAGUAAAGUGAAGCACAAGCUACUGAUCCCAGAGCCAGAGGCGCCGGCCGACAUCGUGGAGUCGGACGACGAGGAGGAGGAAUCUGAAGAACCGGAAACGACUGAAAAAGCGGCGGAGCAGGAACCGACGACGACUGUAGAAGGGGCGAAGGAUGUGGAGGAGGAACUAGAACCGAUGGAUGUAGGUGACGCAGAGACGGAGCAGGAGCCAAUGGAAUGAGCUGAGAUAUUUGAGAUAUGGACCAAAAAUAAGCAAAUCAAGUAACCGUUUAAAUUCAAAACAGAAACUGCUAAUUCCCAAUGACUUUUCUGUUGAGUCAUAGUCUCAUUUCAUAAUAUCUAAGUUAUCCUGAAACAGAGGGCGGUUUGUGGAUGUAGCCCUCACUAAUAGUGCUUUGGUCCACCUCAGUAUGUCAUCAGUGCUCCUCCUUCUGGUUUCCACUCGGAUGCAGUGACAGGUUGAGGCUUUUCUAAAACAUAAUGAUACUGAGAUAAUGAACAGCAUCUCCCUGGAUUCAACUUUUAUCACAAACCCAAGUUCUCAGCUGCCUUUUAUACCCUUUAUUUAAGACCACUCACUCAAAUAUUUCUAACUUACUUUGGUUCAGUUUAUUAUUAUUUUUUAUUAUAUUAGACCUUGCCUUAUAAGUUUGACCCCUUUAUCUGUUGUGUGACCACCGCUGCUUUUGUAUUUUUCACCAUUUUUCACAGACCAAAUUCUCCUCAGAAAUGUUCCUCUCUUCCCUCCAAAUUUUACAGUUAACCUUUUUUUUUUUUUAGCCUUAAUUUGAAUUCUCAUAUUCUGUCAGAAUAACUUCAUUUGUGCCAUUGUGAGGUCCACACGUCUUGCAUAGACUUGAGCAAAGAUUAAACUAAACUCACACAUUGCUGAAUAAUCCUGUGCAUUGGUUUUGUUUUCCUGGCUGCUUCUUUUUGUAUUAGUAUUUUCUAUAACUACUAGAGUAUGAAAAUCGUUGGGUUAGAUAUAAAAGUAAAACAUUCUGUCCAAGGCCACUGUGGUGUAAAAAAAAAAACCCCAAAAAGAAAUAAGAAAAAUAAAGUGGUUUCUUUUUAAACAUGA